Loxodonta africana (African savanna elephant) is the source of this 2474-nucleotide messenger RNA. RefSeq names its product zinc finger protein 524 (gene ZNF524). Gene Ontology annotation, biological process: regulation of gene expression. The transcript is spliced from 3 exons. Bases 207 to 992 code for a protein of 261 amino acids. Gene Ontology annotation, cellular component: nucleus. The record is from RefSeq and is a predicted model, not a curated record. NCBI's taxonomy places the organism in Eukaryota, Metazoa, Chordata, Mammalia, Proboscidea, Elephantidae.
CCCCCCCGCCCCUUCCCUCGCUCCGGCGCUGUCCCCCUCCUCGCGCGCUCCAGCGCGCGCGCUCACACGCGAGCCCAGGCGACAUGCAAAUGAGAUUUUUUUUGUUCAACCCAAGCUGAUCCUGAACUUCUAGAUCAAAGGGAAGCACUAGGGAGCUGUUUAAACUGCCCGGCUCCAGUGCCCAGACCCAAGCCCCUCACUGCUCAAUGGACACCCCCAGCCCAGACCCGUUGCCUUCGCCUUUGCCUGAGGAGGAAGAGAAACCUCUGGCCUUACCUUCUUCUGUUCCUGGGGGCCGCCGAGGCCGCCGUCCGGGGGGGGCCGCCUCCUCGAAGCCAAAGCUCAAGGCCUCCCUCCCUCGAAAGCGGGGCCGUCCCUCCAAGUCAGGGCAGGAACCCCUGCCGCCCCAGGGGGUGUCAUCCCCGGUGGGCAGUAGUGGGGGCAACGACCUCCUGCUGAUCGAUGACCAGGGUGUGCCCUACACAGUGUCUGAAGGGUCGGCAGUGGUUAGGCCUGAGGGCGCCGGCUCCAAGAAGGCCCCUCACUUCUGCCCAGUCUGCCUGCGGGCCUUUUCCUACCUCUCUGACCUGGAACGCCACAGCAUCUCCCACUCAGAGCUGAAGCCGCACGAGUGCAAGGAUUGCGGCAAGACCUUCAAGCGGUCCAGCCACCUGAGAAGGCACUGCAACAUUCAUGCGGGCCUUCGGCCUUUUCGCUGCCCGCUCUGCCCUCGCCGCUUCCGCGAGGCGGGCGAGCUGGCCCACCACCACCGCGUCCACUCUGGGGAGCGCCCCUAUCAGUGCCCCAUCUGUCGGUUACGCUUCACCGAGGCCAACACGUUGCGGCGCCAUGCCAAGCGCAAGCACCCCGAUGCCCUGGGGGAACCCCUGUGUCCCCCGGACCCCGGGCCUGACCUGCCGUGGGACAGUGAGACCAUCCCGGCCAUGGUGGGGACGAUUGAAGAGGGGCCGGAGGAGAAAGAGACAGCCUGACCCACAGCCCUGGCCACCCCUCCCCAGGCCAAGUUUAGAGCUGGUGCUGGGCCUGGGCAAGGGGGCCGGGACUCCUUCAUUUCUGGUGAUCUUCCUGUUGUGGGAGGGUGGGGACUUACACUUCUGGGUCCUGCUGCCUUUUGCCACGCUCCCCCAGACUGAUGGGCCUCUGAAGGCAGGGGCCUCCAAAAUAAAUUUCUGCCUGCUGGCUUCCUGUGUGUGCUCAGUGAUGGUGCGACUGACCCUCCCUUCUUCCUUCAAAGAUCCCUCCACGUGGACUCCACCCAGAUGCGGCUGCAAGUGUGUGGAGUCUGUGAGAACCAAGUCAAGAGCCUCAUUAAUGCAGCGUCAAAGAGACUCCGAAGCUCUCCCAGUAAAUAUGCAUUCUAAGUAAAACAUUGAGCCUUUGGUUCUCCCACUCCAGCCAGAGCCCGGGAAAUUCUGCAGCUGCCGCUUGGCCCCAAUCUCCUAGUCCUAGGGACCCACUGUUUGGGGAAGGAGAAGCUGAGUGGAGGGUUAUGACGGGAUAGACAACUUUCACAGGGUUUACAGAGAGAAAGGUGUGGCUUGGAGAAAGGGUGGGGCUAAGGAAGCAGGAGGCAGGGCUGAGACUGAGGAGCUAGGCUUAUUGGACAGGAAGGUGAGAGCUAUGGGUGGGGCUUGGAAGAAGGCGAUGAGAACUAGGGUGGGGUUUUAGGGAGUUUCAGGGUGGAGGGGAAAUAAUGGGGGUGAUUAAGGACUAAGAAGCCCAAGUGGUGCAAUGGGUAAGCACUCAGCUGCUAACCAAAAGGUCCUCAAUUCAAACCCAUCAGCCACUCCGUGGGAGAACCACUAGUACAGCAGUGGUUCUCAAAGUUUCUUAUACGUAAGAAUCACCUGGGAUUUUGUUAAAAUGAGAUUCUGAUUCAGUAUAUCUGUGGUGCAAAUGCAAAAUUUCAACAGGGGUUCAAGCCAGAACCAACCAAUUUGAAGCCCUGGUUGAGAGCAGAUUUUAGGAGAGGUGGGACUUAACUGUUAGGAGGGGCGUCCCAGGACUGGCAUGACUUAUUCAGGGUACCGAGAGAGAAGGAGGUCUGAGUUCUCUAAGGGAAGUCCUUGAGAGAGGGGGAGGGGCUGAUAGAACGGGGUUUGGCUGCUUGGGGUGAGGUGAGUUAGGAGUGAAGCUUCUAGUAUAUAUGCGAGGGGCAGGGCUUACACUGUAAAGUGUGAUAAAGCAGUGCUUCUGAAACUUUGGUGUGUGCCAGAAUCAUCGGAAAGAUUUGAAAACACAUCACUAGACAUUCUCCCAGGGUUUCUGAUUCAGUAGGUCUUGGGAAAAGCCCCAUGAAUUUGUAUUUCAAACAAGUUCCCAGGGGACGCUGCUACUGAUGCUGCUGGUCCCCUAACCAUACUCUGACAAGCACUGAUUUAUGGGAAUGCCUUAAAAAAAAAAUUUUUUUUUUUUUUAUUAGCAGAGUGAGGCCGAACUUUGGUACAAAAGGU